This is a messenger RNA of Micromonas commoda, 1059 nucleotides long. It is a transcript of the gene PSY1, whose product is annotated as phytoene synthase. Lineage: Eukaryota; Viridiplantae; Chlorophyta; Mamiellophyceae; Mamiellales; Mamiellaceae. Gene Ontology annotation, molecular function: geranylgeranyl diphosphate synthase activity. The transcript has a single exon. Gene Ontology annotation, biological process: carotenoid biosynthetic process. The record is from RefSeq and is a predicted model, not a curated record. Bases 1 to 1059 code for a protein of 352 amino acids.
AUGGAGUCCGGUUCGCCCUCCACCUCCACCUAUCAGCGAAGGCCCGAGGACGUCGUCGCGUCCAACGGCCGCGAGGUCGAGCAGUUUGCCCUCGAGGCUUGCGUCGCCCGGCAGAAAUCCGGCAUCCUCGUCCCGCCCCCCAGGGUGCCCCCGGCCAUGCUCGACGCCGCGUACGAGCGAUGCGACGAGGUCACCGGCGAGUACGCCAAGACCUUCUACCUCGGCACCAAGCUCAUGACGCCGGAGAAGCAGCGCGCCAUCUGGGCCAUCUACGUCUGGUGCCGCCGAACCGACGAGCUCGUCGACGGACCCAACGCGAGCCACAUCACCCCAGAGGCUCUGGACCAGUGGGAGAACCGCCUGGAGGCCAUCUUCGAGGGCAGGCCCGCGGACAUCAUCGACGCCGCGCUGUGCGAUACGCUGUCCAGGUUCCCCGUGGACAUCCAGCCCUUCCGCGACAUGGUCGACGGCAUGCGAAUGGACCUCGUGAAGCCCAGGUACCGAACCUUCGACGAGCUCUACGAGUACUGCUACCGCGUGGCGGGCACCGUGGGGCUCAUGUCCAUGCCCAUCAUGGGAUGCGACGAGAACUUCGAGGGCGACCUGACCAAGGUGUACAAGGCUGCGCUCUCCCUCGGUCUCGCCAACCAGCUCACCAACAUCCUGCGGGACGUGGGCGAGGACGUGCAGACGCGCAACCGCAUCUACAUCCCGCUCGACGAGCUGGCGGAGUUUGGCAUCGACGAAUCCGAGAUCGUCCGCGGCGGCCUCUACUCGCCCGUCACCGGCAAGGUGGACGAUCGGUGGAAGGCUUUCAUGAAGUUUCAGAUCGCGCGCGCCAGGGAGGUGUUCGCGGAGGCUGAGGCUGGGGUCAACUGCCUCCACGCGGACGCCAGGUGGCCGGUUUGGUCCGCGCUCGACGUCUACAGGAACAUCCUCGACGCCAUCGAGGAAAACGGCUACGACAACUUCAGCCAGCGCGCGUACGUGCCCAAGAUGAAGAAGCUGAUGAUGCUCCCGACGGCGUGGCAGAAGGCGCAGAAGGCGGACACCAUGUGA